GGGGAGGCAGGUAGAAACCCUGCAGGACCCGGUGAUGACAGGCUGUCCGGCUCCCUGGAUGUGACCAGGCCUGGGGAACAGGGCAUGGCGCAGGCACACAGGACCCCUGGGCCCAGGGCUGUCUCUGGCCAGCCCUUUGUGUUCAAGCUGGUUCUCCUGGGAAGUGGCUCCGUGGGUGCAUUCUUCACAAAGGUGGUGAAUGUGGGUGCCUCCUCUCUGAAGUUUGAGAUCUGGGACACAGCCGGCCAGGAGAAGUACCACAGUGUCUGCCAUCUCUACUUCAGGGGCACCAACGCUGCGCUUUUGGUGUAUGAUGUGACAAGGAAGGAUUCUUUCCACAAGGCUCAGCAGUGGCUGAAGGACCUGGAGAAGGAAGUCCACCUGGGAGAUGUCGUGGUGAUGCUGGUCGGCAACAAGACAGACCUCAGUGAGGAGCGGGAAGUGACAUUCGAGGAAGGGAAGGAGUUUGCUGAGAGCCAAAGCUUGUUGUUCAUGGAAACUUCGGCCAAACUGAACCACCAGGUGUCUGAGGUCUUCAGCGCCGUGGCCCAAGAACUGCUGCAGAGAGAAGUCAGGGAGGCCCAGGCUCCGCAGGGGGAUGCAGCCAUGGUUCUGAAUGAGGGACCCACAUGGCAGGCCAAAUGCUGCGCCCACUAG
This is a messenger RNA of Carlito syrichta (Philippine tarsier), 657 nucleotides long. It is a transcript of the gene RAB17, whose product is annotated as RAB17, member RAS oncogene family. The coding region runs from base 85 to 657 and encodes 190 amino acids. The transcript has 6 exons. Gene Ontology annotation, cellular component: endosome. The record is from RefSeq and is a predicted model, not a curated record. Lineage: Eukaryota; Metazoa; Chordata; Mammalia; Primates; Tarsiidae. Gene Ontology annotation, molecular function: GTP binding; GTPase activity.